AUGGGAUCGUGCGUCGUCGAUAAGCCAAAAAAGCAGAGAAAUAAAAACAAAAACUCAACCGCGGGGUUAUGCGUCUCUGAGGACACCGCGGCAACAAAGAUUCAAGCCGCAUUCCGCGGCAGCCAGUCUCGCAAAAGGCUAAAGGCAGUGCGCAAAAAAGCUAUCUUUCGAAAUUUUGAGGAGCUCAUUGCCGCAUCAAAGGCCUGGCAGAUAAAUUGCAGCCUACCCGAGAAGGCGAGCUACCCAGUCCGCCCAGAUGGUUCCGCUUUUGUCACGUCGUGUCAUCGCUUCGUCAGGUCACACGCGACCGCAGUGCACCUUCCAGCGUUCGUUCGCGGAUUCAGGGCACUACUUGAGGCACAGGUUGGGCAGCCACAAGUGAUGGCAUGGCGUGUCCGCCCAACUAUAUUGACUCGUUCCGUCAAAGGUGAAGGGGCACUUCACCGAUGGGCAACUGACGCUGUCGAUCUGAUGGCGAUGUGCUCUCUAUGGCGCAAAGCUUCCUUCGCCCCGAGCAAAACAAUUGACAAGGAAAAAGUCUGUGAUUCAACAGAGGUUGCACGCAAACUUGGAGCCACGGUCUCGUCUCCCAUUCGGUUUCGUUGGAGUUCUACUGGUGAGAAGACUGCACUUGGCCAUGCUGGAUGGGUCGAGACAGUAAUGCGUCCUGUGCCUACAUUUUCGGACCUUGGCGCCGAAAUUCCUUCAUCAAAUGACUGCAUGCUUGACAAUUGGCUUGUAUGGUCAAUGGACCCGCGCGUCAACGACAACGAUAUCUCGGCUGCGUUGAUCGAAUUGGAAGGUAUUUCUUCGUUUUCUUCUGAAGGGAGGGAUCCUCUCAAAGAACUGUCGGGUGAGACGUUUGCAGCUCACUACCCGGGACAACCUUUUAGGGAAGUGAGUUCGGGGACUGCACCUGAAUUUAAUUCCAGGGUUCUGGGUGAAGACUGUGACUGGACUCACGCCAAAGUGCGAAACUGCUGUGCAGAUUUAUUUUAGUCCGCCCUUGUUCCGAUAUCACCUGAAGUACGUUGCUGGCACCUU
Molecule: messenger RNA, 1044 nt
Organism: Micromonas pusilla CCMP1545
Lineage: Eukaryota; Viridiplantae; Chlorophyta; Mamiellophyceae; Mamiellales; Mamiellaceae
Exons: 1
Coding region: 1-999 (332 amino acids)
Molecular function (GO): protein binding
Source: RefSeq, a predicted model, not a curated record